AUGGAGGCCGAGUUCAUUGCAUGCUAUGAAGCCACUACACAAGCAUUGUGGUUGAGAAACUUCAUUGGUGGACUAAAGAUUGUUGAUUCAAUAGCAAGACCCAUUAAGAUUUUUUGCGAUAAUUUUGCUCAACCCUUAGUCCCUUACCCAUUUGGAACAAGUGAGGGCUGUUACCUUGAUCCAUCUUUUCUCAUCACUUGUAACGACUCGUCCGGGACUCCAAAACCAUUUCUGCGCAGUAGUACUAUAGAUGUCCUCGACAUAUCAUUAUUGGAUGGUGAACUGCUAGUCUCAAGCUUGGUAGCCCGUGCUUGCUACAAUGAGUCGAGGCUCACUGUCGACUAUCUAGAGACCGAGUUAACAUUGUCAAAGUUUGUCAUCUCAUAUACGAGGAACAAGUUCACUGUCGUCGGUUGCGACACUUAUGCGUAUAUUAACGGUUAUUUUGACGAUUUGUUUCACGGUUCAGCGGUAAAAAUAUACAAGACUGUACUUGGGGCAUACUGCGACCGCAUUGACAAUAUGGUUAACAGGUCUUGCUAUGGCCUUGGCUGUUCCCAGACUACCAUCCCCGAAGGAUUAUGGGAUUUUACUAUUACUGUUAAUAGCUACGAUAACCACUCCACUAUAGGCAGCUUCAACCCAUGUGGUUUUGCUUUAAUUUAUAGUGGAAGCAGAAGCAUACAACUUUUCCUCCAUAGAUCGAUCUUCUACAAUUGCAGAACAGAGUAUGUUCCCGUGGUGCUUGAUUGGGCAGUCGGAAAUGAGACAUGCGAAUAUGCUAAGGGAAAUAUGACAAGCUAUGCAUGUAAGGCGGAGUAUAGUGAAUGUUACAACUCCACCAACGGUACGGUGCUGGGUAUCGUUGCAAUUGCUUCCCUGGUUUUCAGGGGAACCCGUACCUCCCUCGUGGUUGCACAGAUAUUGAUGAGUGCAAAACUCGCCCAGAGAGCUGUGAUAGUAAAACUCAAAAAUGCAACAACAUUCCUGGGGGUUUCUAUUGUUCUUGUCUAGAAGGGUACCAAGACGAUGGGAGCGGAACACGUUGUCGUGCUAAGACUACGGUUAUCACUAUUGCAUUGGGUAUGAGGGCGUCGAGAGUUUGGAUUCUAUAGGAAUUGUGCAACUAUGUAUGCUCUGGGAGGGAGAGGCAACAUAGAAAUCGGUCACGGGUAAAUUCCUCCGAAAUUAUAUGGGCAGUCUGAUGACUAGAGACAACUAAAAGGGUUGCUUCUUCUUGCCCAAGAAGAGGUCUUCGUCCCAAUGGGGGCCACACAGCCCAGUCAAACGGGAUGAAAACGUUUGACAACAAGUGUAUGACAUUUGGGAGAUGGUUUUAAUGUUUUUGAAGCAUUGCAUUAUUUUAUUGCUCACAGUGAAAAUGAUUAUUCGUGUACAAUGCAUUUCACGGUUGUUGAACGCUACAGAAAGUAUUUCAUAUCUUGUUUUGAAAAAUA
Messenger RNA from Alnus glutinosa, 1457 nucleotides. RefSeq names its product wall-associated receptor kinase 2-like. Lineage: Eukaryota; Viridiplantae; Streptophyta; Magnoliopsida; Fagales; Betulaceae. Gene Ontology annotation, molecular function: polysaccharide binding. Bases 1 to 1014 code for a protein of 337 amino acids. The transcript has 4 exons. The record is from RefSeq and is a predicted model, not a curated record.